Melozone crissalis (California towhee) is the source of this 2706-nucleotide messenger RNA. RefSeq names its product MLX interacting protein like (gene MLXIPL). The record is from RefSeq and is a predicted model, not a curated record. NCBI's taxonomy places the organism in Eukaryota, Metazoa, Chordata, Aves, Passeriformes, Passerellidae. Bases 1 to 2706 code for a protein of 901 amino acids. Gene Ontology annotation, cellular component: nucleus. The transcript is spliced from 17 exons. Gene Ontology annotation, biological process: regulation of transcription by RNA polymerase II. Gene Ontology annotation, molecular function: DNA-binding transcription factor activity, RNA polymerase II-specific; RNA polymerase II cis-regulatory region sequence-specific DNA binding; protein dimerization activity.
AUGGCAGGAACUCAGGUGGGACUGCCGGGACCUUUCCUGGAGCCUCCGGUUGGGCCUUGCCCUGUCUCCGACUCUGACUCUGACUCAGAGGAUGCAGCUGUGGGUGGCACAGGACCCAGUGCUGCGACACAGAACUACUCCCAGGUCAUCCACAGUGGCCACUUCAUGGUGUCGUGCCCGCACAGCGACUCACUGCCCCGGCGACGGCACCACCGUGCUGAGCCCGAGCUGGCUGAUCCCCGGAGUAUUGACCCGACCCUCACCCGGCUCUUUGAGUGCAUGAGCCUGGAGUACAGUGGGAAGCUAGUAUCUCCGAAGUGGAAGAAUUUCAAGGGACUGCGUCUGCUUUGCUGGGAUAAAAUUCGACUCAACAAUGUGAUCUGGAGAGCAUGGUACAUCCAAUAUGUGGAACGGAGGAAAAACCCUGUGUGCGGCUUCAUCACCCCUCUGGAGGGCAUGGAGGCUGAUGAGCACCGAAAACCAGAGGCUGUUGUGCUGGAGGGCAACUACUGGAAACGCCGCAUUGAGGUGGUGAUGAGGGAGUACCACAAAUGGAGGAUCUACUAUAAGAAGCGGCUCCGAAAAUCCACACGGGAGGGAGGGAUCUCCAGUCCAAAGAGGGACGAGGAUGUCUGGAGGCCUACAGAGAAAUGGUGCAACCAGCUCUUCUGCAACGUAGUGCCCAUGCUGCUUGGGGAUGAGGAGGAAGAGCAUACGAGUAGGCAGCAUUUCGAUUUGGACACCUUCCUCUCGGACAUAUCUGACACCCUCUUCACCAUGACACAGAUGCCCAGCACCCACCAGGCACUCCCUGAAGAUGCGUAUGUUGGGAAUGCUGACAUGAUACAGCCGGAUUUGGCACCCCUGCAGCCCAGCCUGGAUGACAUGGACAUAUCAGGUCCACUUAUGCCGGUCACUGUGUCUCUACUUGGCUCUGCAGAAAUCUUCACCAGCCACCUGCCACCCCCAUCUCAGACACAACCGGGCUACCAGGAUCCAUCCUGCUUCUCGCCCAUGGCUGAGCCCCUGUUCAGCAGUGGAGGGUCCCUGAUGGGUGCUCGGGGUCUUCCUGUGAGCCCCGAGGCCCCGCUCCUACCUGGUACCCUCCUCCAGCCCAGUGGUGCCUCCCAGCGCAGCCUCCACAGUGCCUUCCUGGGCUCUGAGCUGCCCCUCGCCCCCCUGCCCCCCGAACCCCCCGACGUGGCACCCAGCAGCCUCAGCCCCCAGCUCCGACACAAGCCCACACUGCAGUACGACUUUCCUGGCAAGUGCCUCAGCCUGGAGCCACCAGCACCCCCCUAUGUCCCCCCCAUCCCAUCCUCCCGGGCACCACUGCUGAGCCUGGAAUGCCCCUUCUCCCCCACCUCGGCCUCCCGCUCUAAGUUCCCCUACAGCAGUUCACCUGACCCCUCGCUUGCCACUCACCCUGCCUCCCCUCUCUCGAGCCCUUGCUUUGCUCCCUACGUCCCAGGACUGGGCCAUGCCACAGGCACGGGGCCCCAGGUGUACUCCAGCCCUGCUGUCUCCCAGCUCCUGCCCCCUGCCCUGCUGGGCAACCCCAGGUUUACUCCCGCCAAGGGGCCACCCCAGGGUGAGGGUGGGCGGCCCAAAGUGAAGUCCAGUGGCACCAAGGCAAGGAGGCUGCCAGGACACCCCCUGUCCCACCUGCCUGAGCCCAACCCCUGCCCGAGCCAGCUCCUGACCACAGCCAAGCAGGACCUGGCGCUGGAUAUCCCUUGCCCAAUAGGUGCAGGACUCAUGCCCAUGACCCCUGUCUCUGAGCAGCAGAGCACUGUCUCCAAAGUCCCUGCCACCUUCCUCUCCAGAAUGUCCCAGAUGAGCCCAGGACUGGCUCCUGGCUCCAGCCCUUCUCAAGUGUUGCUGCACACAGUAGGCACACAGCUGGGCCCCCUGCAAGUCACCAAGGCAGAGCAGCUGUCCCCCACCUCAGCUUGUGGCAGUGACUGGCCCAAGCCCAGCCAGGCUUCCCCAGGACCCACUGCAAGGCAGGGCACUAGCAUCUCCCUGCACCAGCCCAUGUCCCGUCCGGGAAGGUCUGAGUCCACCAAGCUGGAGAGCCGCCGCAUCACACACAUCUCCGCUGAGCAGAAGAGACGCUUCAACAUCAAGCUUGGCUUCACCACACUGCACAGCUUGGUGAGCACACUGAGUGCUCAGCCCAGCAUCAAGGUCAGCAAGGCCACCACCCUGCAGAAGACAGCCGAGUAUAUCUGCAAGCUGCAGCAGGAGCGGGCAGCUCUGCAGGAUGAGGCACAGCGUCUGCGGGAGCAGAUCGAGGAGCUCAAUGGCUCCAUCAACCUGUGCCAGGAGCAGCUGCCGGCCACAGGGGUGCCCAUCACACGGCAGCGCUUUGACCACAUGCGCAGAAUGUUUGACGAGUAUGUUCGCUCCUCCACAUUGCAGAACUGGAAGUUCUGGAUUUUCAGUAUCAUCAUCCGGCCCCUCUUCGAGUCUUUCAAUGGCAUGGUGUCCACAGCCAGCAUGGAGAGCCUCACCCAAACAUCACUCGCUUGGCUGGACCAGCACUGCUCCCUCCCAGCGCUUCGGCCAACCGUCUUGAGCUCCCUGCGGCAGCUGAGCAUCUCCACCUCCAUCCUCAGCGACCCGGCCCGUAUCCCCGAGCAGGCGGCGCAGGCAGUGGCGGCGCUGGGACGGCCUGGCGGCGCUGGGACGCCCUCCAUCUGA